AUGUCCCGCGUCGCGAGCCACCCAGCCGUGGUGGGCCUACGAGCCGUUUUCGAAGACGACAAAGAGGUGCAUCUGGUGAUGGAUCUGUGCGAAGGCGGCGAGUUAUUCGACGAGGUUGUGCGACUCGGGAGACUGUCAGAGCGCGACGCGGCGCUGAUUUUCCGACAACUGGCCUCCGGUGUCGCUUUCUGCCACUCGCGCGGCGUGCUCCAUCGCGAUCUCAAACCCGAAAACAUCCUCCUCCACAGAUCAGCCCCAUCCGGCGCCGUCCCCGCAUCUUCCGCCGCCGAUCCCGCUCUCGCCGCGCCCCAGUCUCUAGAAUCCCGCGGUCUGACCGCGAAGCUCGCAGAUUUCGGCCUUUCGAUCGCUCUGGAUAACGGACGCAUGGGUUACGGUACAGCGGGCUCGCCCUUUUACAUGUCGCCCGAGGUACUCACUGGCGAGUAUGAAUACGCCGCGGAUGUGUGGUCUCUGGGCGUGAUUCUCUACAUCAUGCUCUGCGGCCGGCCGCCGUUCUGGGGGAAAACCGACGCCGCGGUCUACGAUGCGAUUCUGCGCGGGAAACUGGACUUUUCGGGCCCCGCGUGGGCGGGAGUGUCGGUCGAGGCGCGCAGUCUGAUUCGCUGCAUGCUCCAGAGCGACCCGAGGCGGCGCCCGACGGCAGUGAAGGUGCUGAGUCACCCGUGGGUGCUGCUGCACCUGUACGGCAUCCGCUCUGCGAUUCGUAAGAUGCGCGUCGCAAAUGUCACCGCGACGAGCUCGCAGUCGCGAGACUCGAAUGCCGAUCGCCGCGGCGAACUCGACGAUCGCGGCGGAAGCGCCGCUUGCGCUGCUGAUGAGUUAGGCAGGGAGGGCGUAGGCGGCGGAGGCGGCGGACUAGACGCCGCUGCGGGUAAUGCGCGAAGUGGUGGCGGAGACCGCGGAAGCGCGGAGGCGGAGGUCGGGGGAAACGCGGUAGGGCGGGAUUGCGGUAGGGCGGAGCAGAACGACGGGGGCGGGGGAGCCGCCGCCCCCGCGGAUCCACCUCAUCGUGUUCGGUUCAUGCAGCUGCAGAAGUUUCUGCGAAGCUGCGACGAGUCAGACUAUAGUGCCCUCACUACAUGUAUUCCCCCCUUCCUCGACCCUCUUUCCCGCUCCCCUAUUCCCCCUCCCCCCGUUCCCGCUCCCCGAUUCCCCGUCUCCCCGUUCCCGUUCCCCAUUUUCCCUGCCCCUCUUUCCUCCUCCUUGUACCGCUUCUGUCCAUGUUCAUAG
Messenger RNA from Closterium sp. Naga37s-1, 1251 nucleotides. The record is from the annotation of a GenBank genome assembly. NCBI's taxonomy places the organism in Eukaryota, Viridiplantae, Streptophyta, Zygnematophyceae, Desmidiales, Closteriaceae.